Molecule: messenger RNA, 3536 nt
Organism: Venturia canescens
Lineage: Eukaryota; Metazoa; Arthropoda; Insecta; Hymenoptera; Ichneumonidae
Gene: AlaRS-m
Product: alanine--tRNA ligase, mitochondrial
Exons: 11
Coding region: 297-3419 (1040 amino acids)
Biological process (GO): alanyl-tRNA aminoacylation
Cellular component (GO): mitochondrion; cytoplasm
Molecular function (GO): aminoacyl-tRNA deacylase activity; ATP binding; nucleic acid binding
Source: RefSeq, a predicted model, not a curated record
UUCUCGCUAAUCCCGUUAUAUUGAAUUUUAAAAAACCACCGGCGAUUUAUUUUUUAUACCCUCGAUAAACAUGAUUUUAUGAAGUUAUCACAAAAAUCAGUGAUGAUUGAGUGUCACAGGAUUAUAAUAUUGGGGAAUUGUGAAAAUUAAUGAAAUGUGCUGUCAACCAAGUCAUAUGAGAAUCACUUUUUGGUUUAGUUCUCCAAUAAUUUCGAGGUUAUAUUUACACUAGGCUGAAAGCUCAAAAUUUAUUUUGUAAUUUCGAUUCUAAAUUCUAAUAAUCGAGCGUACAAAAAAUGUUGAAUCGUCAAUUAUAUCAUCUCAGAAAGAUGACGAUAAUACGAUCAUACAAUACCAAUGGUAUGACUCACAAAAGCUCGAGAAUUAUUAGAAAAGAGUUUUUGGAGUAUUUUACAAAAGAUCUUAAUCACACAUACGUCCCAUCCAGUCCGGUUUUACCGAUGAAUGAUCCCACUCUAUCAUUCGUUAAUGCUGGCAUGAACCAGUUCAAAGGAGUUUUCUUAGGCCAUCACAAUCCUCCUGCUGUGCGAGUAGCAAAUUCACAAAAAUGCAUCAGAGUUGGUGGCAAACACAACGAUCUAGAAACUGUAGGACUGGAUACCUAUCAUCAUACUUUCUUCGAGAUGCUUGGAAACUGGUCGUUUGGUGAUUAUUUUAAGGCAGAGGCUUGUGAAUACGCUUGGAAUUUAUUAACAGGACCUUAUGGCCUGAAGAAAGAACAUUUGUAUGUGACAUAUUUCGCAGGAGAUGAGAAGCUCGGUUUCGAGGCUGAUCUCGAAUGCAAGGAAAUAUGGCGUCGCCUAGGAGUUCCCGACGACCGAUUAUUGCCUUUUGGAUUGCAAUAUAACUUUUGGGAAAUGGGUUUAAGCGGACCGUGCGGUCCAUGCACAGAGAUUCACGUUGACCACACAAUGCAAACGAGCAACCAAUCAUCACGAGUAAACAAGGGUUAUCACGAUCUCACGGAAUUGUGGAAUUUAGUGUUUAUUCAAUACCAAAGAUUCAACGAUGGUCCGAUCGUGGCUCUGGACAAAUAUCACGUCGAUACGGGAAUGGGCUUCGAGAGAUUGGUCACCAUAAUUCAAGGCAAAAGGUCCAAUUACGAUACCGAUCUUUUUACUCCGUUGUUCGAAGCCAUUGAAAAACUUUGUCAUUGCCCAAAGUACGGGGGACGCUUCGGUGAAGCUGAUAAAAAUUCCAUCGAUACUGCCUACAGAAUUCUCGCUGAUCAUGCAAGAAUGAUCACAGUUGCUCUUGCAGAUGGAAUGAUUCCUGAAUACAAUCCCAAAUUACGAAAAGUUUUGCGGAAAGCCAUAACGGUGGGGGAAGAUAUUUUUCACCGAAGUGAUAUCCUUUGCGAAUUGACACAUCACGUUGCCGAGAAUUUAGGUGACGUAUAUCCGGAAAUAUCGAAAAAUUUGCCACAGAUUCAACAGAUAAUCAAGUAUGAACAAGACGUAAGAAAAUCGUUGAAGAAACACUCCGGAGCUCAAUGGCAAACAUUAGUUGAAUCUCGUCCAGCGUUGGCGAAAGUAAGCGAUUCGACCGCACCGGGAUUGGUCGGUGCAUACAGAGAUCUUCAAAAUACUCUUGCAGAUUUACGAAAAACUGGAAUUUUAAAUGGAGAUUUUGCUGUCAAACUUUACGACACGUACGGACUUGCUCCAGAAACUAUAUCCGAACUCGCAUCCAUCGAAUCUCUGUCAUUCGAGAAAAAUGACUUCUUCCAAGCUCUGGAAAACAUUAAAAUGGGAUCGAAGAUCGCAACUGGACAAGCGCAACAAAAUCUCCUUUCGCCAACUUCUCUGCGUUUAUUAGAAUCGAAAAAAGUAAAGAAAACCGAUGAUAAAUACAAAUAUCGCUACACAUUCAAUGAAAAUAGCUACGAAUUUCCUCCUGUUGACUCAAAACUUAUGGGAUUCGUCGUCAAUGGUAAACUUAUUUCGGAAACGGAACCAAUGGCCUUUGACGAAGACCGAGCGAUCCUGAAAGGUACGGUGGCUCAAAGUGGCAAAGUCGUUGGAGUGAAUUCCAUCAUUGACGCUACAACUGAAAUAGGAAUAAUACUCGACAAAACCCCGUUUUAUUCGCCCGAGGGAGGACAAUUGUCGGACAAGGGUUUUAUAAAAAUCGGAACUCUUUUAUUCCACGUAGAGAAAGUUUAUAAAAUGCGUGGCUACGUUAUCCAUGUCGGGCAUUUCGUUACGUGGGAUACAGAAAGUUCCGAAGCUGAAUUACAGGCAGGAGACGAUUGCGUAGUUACAAUAGACGGGUUGAAUCGGACUGCGCUCAUGAGAAAUCACACCGCAACUCACUUGUUGAACGCUGCAUUGAGAAAAGUCCUUCCCAUUAUUUCGCAACGGAGUAGCCUCGUUUCAAAAGAAAAUCUCAUGUUUCAAUUCAACAUUUUUGGAGAACAAGUCAACACCGAACACGUCGCAAAUAUUGAAAAAUUAAUCAACGACUGCGUGGGAAAAGACAUACCUGUGGAUACGAAAAUUGUAAAUAUGGCCGGUUUGCUGGCUGAAAAAAAUCUUACGAUUAUUCCUGGAGAAGUUUACCCGGAUACGGAAAUUCGAAUUGUCGAAAUCGACGGCGAAAACUUAAAAUCAAAAGAAGCCUGUUGUGGAACCCACGUUCACAAGACUGGAGUGUUGGAGCAUUUUUGUGUUCUGAGCAUGAAAAGUCAAGGAACAACGAGCCGCACAAUUAAAGCGGUUGCUGGCCCGUUGGCUCGUCUAGCUCGCCUCGCUGGUGAAAAUGCGAAACAAGAAGUGGUCGAAAUUGAGGAGGCUUUACAAAAGGGACACAUGCAACCGAACAUAGUAGCGCAAAGAAUCGAUGAAACUAAACGUCGGUUCAAAAAUCGGUCGGAGAACAAACUGAUGUCGUAUCUCGCGACUGAAGAGUGUAUCGAGAAGCUCAAUGAUUUGCUCAAAAUAUUGCACACUCGUGAAAGUGAAAAUAUGAAAAAUUCUUUGGAAGCUGAGAUGAAAAACGUAGUUUGUACCACAACGAUGCCGUUCGUCGUUCACUGUCUCCAGCCCAUAAAUACAACAACACUGGAAGACGUCUCGUUGGAGCGCGUUACAAACUUAUGUACAAAAACUCCGGUUCUCGUGAUCGCUCAUACGAGUGGAAAGGUCAAAGCGCGUUGUUGCGUACCAAAGGAAAUGAUAACGAGUUCGUUCAAUGCUGAAUCCUGGAUGAAUAUUAUCGUGCCGAUCUUCAGAGGUCAAGCCACUGCCCCUAAAGGCGAAGAUCCCGCCCUCGUUCGUCACAUGAGAGUAGCGCGGGUGCCAAAAAAGAAGCUUUCGUUUUUGGUGGACAAGGCGAUAAACGCAGCUACUAAAUUCGCGACCAUCAACAUCAAUGAAACUAAACACGAAAACAGUUAAGACAAAAGUUUCGACGAGUUGUUUGAAAAUUGACGAAGAAAAAUGAAAUUUUGCUUACAAACUGUUCGGUGUUUUAUAUUUAUACUUUACACUAUAUAAAAACGAUUCUAUCAAUAA